AAGAAAGUCAGUGAAAGACAUAAAGCCAGAGUGUGGGAGAGAGAAAGGGGCGAAGAGAUGGAAAACGAGGGGAUAACAUAUGCUGUUCUGCCUAGGGAGGAGGAUGCUCUUCCCUGAUUCACGGCAUACCAGCCGUGCCUGAAGUCCUGAGCUCACGCCACAGUUAGGCCAAUAACAUUCCCUGGCAAUGCUUGACUCAUCCUCACAGAAAACACUCUGAUGUGUCAGGCCAUCAGAACCGAACCGAACCCGAAAACCGUGGUUAAACAACUGAGUAAAGUUGCAGUUACCGUAAUCCUAUAGACAUGGCAGGCAGGAAUCCAGCUAUUGUGGUGGUUGGUGCUGGAGUGGCAGGACUCGCUGCAGCCAAGAAACUGAAAGAAUAUGGAUUUAAUGACGUCACGGUGCUGGAAGCGUCCGAGAGGGUCGGAGGAAGAGUAGCUACUGCAAGUCUAGGUAAUGCAUGUGUUGAUACCGGAGCAGAGUACAUCCAUGGGGCGUCAGAAGAAAACCCAGUCUACUGUCUACUAAAAAAGUCUGGCCUUCUAAACCAGAUCCCUGAGAUGGGCGAAGAAGCAUUUUAUAGUAACAAGGGACACAAAGUAGAUGCAAACUUCGCCAGAUAUGCAUAUGGAGCUGGGGAAAGCAUCAUUCGAUACCGUGGCUCCAACACGGGAAAGAGUUUAGGUGAACACUAUGCAGAAAAAACCCAGGGUAUGAUUGACAGCUUGCAAGAAGACAAUGACAAGAGAACGAGAAUGCAGAGUAUUUUUGCUUUGGUCGGAAAAGACAUGCUGAUUGACGUUGGAGCUUCAGACCUCCACAGGAUCUCUCUUGACUCCUGGCAGUAUUAUAUCAACAUGGGUGACAGUCUCAAUAUUGCAGGUUUCAUGUUUCAGCUUGUGGAUAAGCUGCUGGAGGACUUCCCUAAAGAUCGUUUGCUGCUGAAAAGAGAAGUUAGUAAGAUCAAAUGGGAUGGAUCUUUUUGUGUUGCCCCUCCUCAUGAUGAACUUCUCCUCUCUGCUCACACUGAAUCUCCUUCUGAAGAAAAACUCUGCCAGUACCCAGUUUGCAUUGUCUGUGAGAAUGGAGAAGAGAUUGUAGCCGAUCAUGUAAUUGUGACCAUUUCAUUAGGUUGUCUAAAAGCACACGCAUCCAGCCUAUUCAUCCCCAGUCUCCCAACCGAGAAAAUGGAGGCCAUCGAUAAGCUGUGCUUUGGCAAUAUUGCCAAGAUCUUUUUGGAGUAUGAAGAGGCAUUCUGGGAAAGUGAUGUUGGUACUAUCAGCCUCAUUUAUGAAGAUGACACCCCUGCCUCAGUAUCCACCAAUAAAAUGCAGUGGCUCAAGAACAUGCAGUACUUUUCUGUCCUGAGACCCAAAGAAAGGUUUGGCAAUAUCUUAAUUGGCUGGUGUCCAGGAGACAUAGCUGACCUGGUUGAAACCAUGACAGACGAUGAACUCUCAACUGCGAUCACUGAUCAUCUCAAAAUGUUCUUAGGACAUUCAAACAUUCCUCAGCCGAAAUCCAUACUCUGCACCAAAUGGCGCAGCAACAAGUUCAUAAAGGGAACCUACGCUUUCCUCACCGUUGGUGUUGAUGGGAAAGUUAUGGACACACUGGCACAACCACUAGUGGGCAGCCAGCAUCCUAAUAAAGAUCAUCAGGUCCUGUUUGCAGGUGAGGCAACAAUGAAGACUCUUUAUGGCACAGUGCAAGGAGCUCUACUCUCAGGACACAGGGAGGCAGACAGACUGGCAGCACAUUAUAAGAAGACAGUGGCUCCCACUUCCGCUACCUCAUUGGACAAGCAAGUUUAGAGAGUUAAAAACGGUUCUUUGGGUGAUAGUGUCCAAUAACAGGGAAAUUACAGAGAAAGGUUUUUGACAGAGGAUGUGAUCGCCACCAUGAGGCUGCUCUGUGUAAAAUAAAAGAAUUGUAACAGUUUUUUUAAAGAGCAGAACUAUUUUAAUUAAGAAAAAGGCUGAGAUUUUAAUAUUUUACUGUUGUAUACUGUACUUUUUUAUAUCAUAUUCUAUGUAUUUUUG
Molecule: messenger RNA, 2045 nt
Organism: Sinocyclocheilus rhinocerous
Lineage: Eukaryota; Metazoa; Chordata; Actinopteri; Cypriniformes; Cyprinidae
Product: spermine oxidase-like
Exons: 10
Coding region: 306-1817 (503 amino acids)
Biological process (GO): spermine catabolic process
Molecular function (GO): polyamine oxidase activity
Source: RefSeq, a predicted model, not a curated record